CUCUCUCUCACGUGUAAGUUUUGAAGAAACGAAGCGAGAAAAUUCCAGAUUUUUCAAAGUUGGUUGAUGCGAGAAUGAUCUGGAGAGCAGAAGAAGAAUUAUCUCUUCCCUCCAAAUGUUCUUCGUCUUUCUAUAAAUCAACCAGUAUCUUUAGAUUUUUCAUUAUCCAUAGAAGAAAACAAAAAAGUUACUGCAAUCGGAAAAAAAAAAAAAAAAUCUUCAGUUUUGGUUUGGGGAGAGAGCGAGAGCUUGGCAGAGACUGAGUCAUCACCAGAAUUUGUGAAUCUUAUUUGGUGGAAAUUUUCAUCCUUGUUGACCUGUAAGUUGUUCCGGAAUUGGUUUGCUGGAGUUGAUCGAAAAUGAUGCCUGUGUACAUGGACUCAUCACAGUCAUGUCAAAUGAGACCACAAGGAUACUAUUAUCAAGGGUUUGGGAACAACUCUCAGCAUAUAACAACGGAUGCUCAACCGCAUGGUCAUGGAAGCUGCGUUCACGGCAACUUUCCUCCAUACAACAACGCUUGCUGGCCUCCCUGUUAUCCCCCACAAGUACCGCACCAUCAAUGCUGUUUGAACCAUUACGGGUUCCAUCCUCCUCACGGGGCUUACGCUCCUCUUUGUUACCUUCAUCCACCAUUUCCAUUUGGUUAUCAACAAGCGUGGUAUGAUCCUGACAAGGAUGUGCCUGGGAAGCCAGCUGAUUAUCACUGUGGAAAAUGUUCUCCCCAGAUGUGUAAUCCCAAGAAUGGCAGAGGUGUCGUGAUCGAAGAGCAUGAGCCCGAGAUUGAUAAAGGAGACCAAGGAGAAACCGUAACUCGCUCUACCAACUGCCCUUACCCAAUUAUAUGGAUUCCUCAUGAGUAUGCCAGGAAUCAAGAGCAUGGAAACUCUCAUGGGUCUGAAAAUCAUGACCAGCCUCCAGCUGAGGUUAAAGCUCCUGAGAAUAUGACGAUACAGAAAAAAAUUCCUAAGUCUUGGAAUGGUUGUUUUCCAUUUGACGAGAGCGCCAUGAAGUCCUUGGUACAGAAUCAAGACAGGAAAAAGGUGCCGCAGAAUGGGUCAACCGUCGAACUCCCAUUUGAUAUCAGCAAGUUGAGAUCCUUAUUGCAGGGUCAUGACAUGAAGGAAGCGCAGAUCCAGAAGAACAAAGAAGAGUCGGGACAGCUUCAGUAUCCUACUUCUUGGAUUCCAUCUCGUGGGAAACUGGAUGACGUCGAUGCUUCUGAGAGUAGUAAUGAAGACAUGAAAAAUAUGCAGAAUUGGAAAACUAUGAAGUGCCCAUUUGAUAUCAGCAAGUUGAAUUCCUUAUUUCAGGGUCAAGAUGUGAAGGAAGGGCAGACCCAGAAGAACAAGGGAGAACCUGGACAGCUUCCUUAUCCUAAAUUUUGGAUACCAUCUUAUGGGAAAUGGGAAGAUGUUGAAGCUUCUGAGAGUAAGGAGAGUGGUAAUAAAGGGCUUAACUUGGAGUCUUGCCCCUCUGAUCACCAUGGAAAUGAAGGUCAGAAAAACCAAAAAGAAGGGAACUCUGAUAGCAAUGUUCUCUCAGAUGCGGAGGAGAAGAGUUCUGUAAGAAAUAUCCCAGUUCGGAACCAUCUACAAGAACCAAGAAAUAUUCCCGUGAAACUAUCAGAAAACCAUCUGCCAAAACCAGCAGAGCCGACCAAAAGGAUUGCGAAGAAUGAGCCAGUUAAGAACUCAGAAAAAAAGCAGUCGUCUUCGUCCCCAAAAGCAUCCAGGUUGCCUCCGGUUUGUCUGCGCGUUGACCCGUUGCCGAAGAAAAGAAAUGGUGGUUCCAAAUCACUAAGUCCUCCUAAACGUAAGGAAGAAUCGAUAACGUCAGAGGAGACUAAGGACAUGUCCUCACUGCUCUCCAAGAAGGCUGAAUCAAGGACUGUUCCUGAAGCUUGUAAUGUGAAAUGUGAAGAGGCAAACAAAGAAAUGACGAUGUCUGAGGAAAGCGUACAUGCAAUAGGAACAGAAGAAGAAACAGUUGAGAGCAAUCCUAAUUUGCAAGAAAGAUCAAACUGUGGGAUUGUUAAACCUUGUGCAACUAAGGAGAAUAGAGAACAGCCUGCAAAGAAGACAUUCACACAAGAAGAAUCUGCUAGAAUUAUCCAAUCUAGGUACCGCGGAUAUGAUGUGAGAAGAUGGGAGCCAAUUAAGAAAUUGAAGGAGAUAGCCACUAUCCGCGAGCAGAUGGGUGAUGUUAAAAACCGUAUACAGGCGCUUGAAGUUUCUACUGAUCAGCACAUUGAAGAGAAAGAGAUUGUAGUUCUAGGAGAAAUGGUGAUGAACCUUCUAUUAAAAGUGGAUGCUGUCCAGGGCUUGCAUCCCAGUAUAAGAGACUACAGAAAAUCUUUGGCCCGAGAGCUCUCUAGCAUUCAAGAGAAGCUUGACUCUGUGAAAAAUAGCAGCGCCAUUGUGAAGAAAGAAGUUGUAAACGAACAAUUGUUAAUUAACUCUCAGCCAUGUGACUCUUCAAUGAACUUGGAGCACUCCCAGCUCGCAGAGGAGAACAAAAUGGUAUCUGACUCGAAUACAGAGAAGGUUCAUGUUCUGUCUCCCGUUGAUCAUUCUAUGAGCGUCUUGUAUAGUACAGAUGAGCAACCGAAUGAUGAAGCAGAAGGGGGAUCUGGAUUGUUUGAAACCUUGGCAACGGAUCCUAAGCAAACGGCGGCUGCUUCCUCGACUCCCAUCCCAGAGAAAAUGGGAGAGGGUGAUAUAGUUCUACCGGUUAAUCCAUUGUUAGCUGUUGGAAAUCGAAUGACACUUACCAAUAUCGAGGUAAAGAAACCCGUGGUGGAGAAUUUAGAAGAGCCACUAAAAGAAUUGCAACAAGUGGUGGAAGAGACUCAUGGAACAAGCUCUACACAGGACCCGGAUAUUGCUACUGAAGCCUCUGAAGCCGAGGCCAAGGAAUCAGAGAAAGAAGACAGAAAGGAAUCUAAUGAUACAGUAUUGCCUCAAGAGGAAGAUGUCGAACUCUCAGAGCUACCUGUUGGAGUGAUUGACGAUGAAACGCAGCUUCUUUCACAAGAUUCAUCAUCAUAUACUCAUGAAACGCAAGUGACUGCAAUGGAACCUGCAAGAGCGAGUCAGGAGGAGAAUGAUGUUUACUACUUGCCGGAUAACUCCAAAGGCAUAGGCCAAGAGACUUCUGAGCCGCAAGAUGAAAGACAAGAGUCUCCAGAGACAGAAGUCAUUGUGAGAGAAGAGUCUCCAGAGACAGGAUUUGUUGUGGGAGAAGAGUCUCCAGAGACGGGAGUCGUUGUAAAAGACCAGCCUCAGCCUCUAGAGACAGGAGUCGUUAAGGAACAGCCUCCGGAAACAGAAGCCACUGAACAUGAGAUAUCAGAAGAAACCAAAAAGCUGAUGGAGGAGAACAAGCGAUUCAAGGAAACGAUGGAGACGUUGGUUAAGGCAGGCAGAGAACAACUUGAAGUCAUAUCGAAAUUAACCGGUCGGGUCAAAAGCCUUGAGAAGAAACUGUCACGUAAAAAGAGGACACAGAUUCGACGUCGUGCAACCAAACCAAUGUCUGCAAGUUCGAUCGAUGCCAUACUGUAACAACCGGAAUCCUUGAUAUGUCUCAAUUCCUCGUAUUGUUUGUAGUCAUCUCCAUCCGAGAAACGUAUAGAAAACGUGAAAAAUUGCCUGACGAGAAUCCAUUUUAUCUUCGACUGAAUUUUUUGUUUGUUAAGGCCCGAUAUACAGGCCCGAUAUACUUUAGGCCUAUAUAAUAAUGGGCCCAUUAUACAUUUCAGAUGGUCUUAUUGUUAAUCUAUCUUAUCUUUCGCCA
Molecule: messenger RNA, 3798 nt
Organism: Camelina sativa (false flax)
Lineage: Eukaryota; Viridiplantae; Streptophyta; Magnoliopsida; Brassicales; Brassicaceae
Source: RefSeq, a predicted model, not a curated record